This is a messenger RNA of Eublepharis macularius, 3337 nucleotides long. Its product is annotated as cytochrome P450 2K4-like. Lineage: Eukaryota; Metazoa; Chordata; Lepidosauria; Squamata; Eublepharidae. Gene Ontology annotation, cellular component: intracellular membrane-bounded organelle; cytoplasm. Bases 710 to 2197 code for a protein of 495 amino acids. The transcript has 9 exons. Gene Ontology annotation, biological process: xenobiotic metabolic process. Gene Ontology annotation, molecular function: oxidoreductase activity, acting on paired donors, with incorporation or reduction of molecular oxygen, reduced flavin or flavoprotein as one donor, and incorporation of one atom of oxygen; heme binding; iron ion binding. The record is from RefSeq and is a predicted model, not a curated record.
GACGGCAGGCGAAAGAGCAAUUUGGGCAGGUAUUUUCCAGCAACGGACUAAAGUUUCUCUGGCUUUUCCAAACGCUUGUUUCGUGUCAUCUGUUGUUUGUGUCAUCUGUUGUUGAGCCUGUGCUGUCAUAAAUACCUUUCUCUUGACUCGCCCCACCAUCUCAGAGAAAUCAACCUACAUCUACAGUCCGCACUCAUCCAGCUCGAUAGGUAGAUAUGCUACAGGAAAAGGCAGGCUCAUUUCUGAUAUGCUUGGCAAAAUCGCUGGUUUCAGGUCAAGGGCUUCUCAAGAGGAUUUGGCAAAACCUGUUCUUUCAAAGGGUGUAAUUAACUGGACUAAGCUUUCAGUUAAACCUGAACCCUGGCCCCCUAAAAGGAGUCAAAAGCAUCCAAACCUGUUCUGCAAAGUCUUUAUUUGAGGUAUUAGAUGCCGCCCACCCAAAUAAAGGUAACUGGUUAGGAAUGGAUCUGGAUGGUUGGAAAACAAAAGAAACUGGAAGGAAACCAGGAGGCAUACUGUUACAGAGGACAGUUAACUGAUUCACUAGAGCAAAAACCAGUCAAAGUCUAAUGUAAUGAUUUGUACUGUUUGUACAACUAUUCUGUAGUUGUGUAACUAUUUGCACCAUCUCUAGCUGACAGGCACUCCUUGAUCGGACUGGAUUUUAUAAGUUCCUUUGUAAUCACUUCAGAAAACUUCUUACAAGGAAAUGAAUUGGAUGGAUUUUCUUUCCAUAUUGUUCCUGUUUGUCCUUAUGGCAAUGCUUCUUUUGAAAAUGAGCGGUUUCUGGAAUAGCAAUGGCCGAGAUUUUCCCCCAGGACCAAGACCAUUACCGCUUAUUGGAAAUCUCCACCUCAUAGAUCUAAAGAGACCUUACAGAACCAUGGCCAAGUUAUCCAAACAGUAUGGGCCUGUCUUCAGCAUUCAAAUGGGAUUCCAGAAAAUGGUAGUGCUGGCCGGUUAUGAGACUGUAAAGGAGGCUUUGGUGAACCAGGCCGAUGCUUUUGCAGGGCGGCCCGUCGUCCCACUUUUUGAAGAAUUUAUGAAGGGUCAUGGUAUUAUUUUCGCUCGUGGUGAGAACUGGAAAGUGAUGCGGCGGUUUACAUUAACCACCUUACGGGACUAUGGAAUGGGCAAAAAGACCAUUGAAGACAGGAUUGUUGAAGAGUGCAGUUUCUUAAUACACAGAUUUAAAUCUUAUGAAGGAAAACCAUUUGAAACCACUACAAUUAUGAAUGGUGCCGUUGCCAACAUUAUAGUGUCCAUAUUACUUGGCAAACGAUUUGAAUAUGAAGAUCCCACAUUUAUAAGACUACUGAGCCUGAUCAAUGAAAAUGUCCGGCUUUUUGGAAGCCCUUCAGUCCUGCUGUAUAACAUAUUUCCUCCUCUGGGCUUCCUCGUUGGCGCCCGCAAGACUGUCCUGAAUAACAGAGACGAACUGCACGCCUUCAUACAGGCCACCUUCAUAGAACACCUCAAGGAGCUAGAUGCAAAUGACCAGAGAAGCUUGAUCGAUUCAUUUCUUAUCCGGCAGCAAGAGGAGAAGAACAAGACCAAUGGGUUUUUCCAUAAUGAAAACCUUAAGUCAUUGGUGGCUAACUUAUUUGGUGCUGGCACCGAGACCACUUCAACAACACUACGCUGGGGCUUAUUGUUAAUGAUGAAGUACCCUGAAAUCCAGAGUAAAGUCCAAGAAGAAAUCGCCCAAGUGGUUGGGUCUGCUCAGCCACGGACAGAACACCGUGCAAAAAUGCCAUACACGGACGCUGUGAUCCAUGAAGUUCAGAGGUUUGCUAAUAUCAUCCCUACAAACGUGCCACACGCAACCACUGCGGAUGUCACUUUUAAAGGCUACUUCAUUCCCAAGGGAACUUACAUCAUGCCAUUACUGUGCUCUGUGCUGCAAGAGGAGUCUCAAUGGGAGAAACCACUGGCAUUCUGUCCUGAGCAUUUUCUGGACUCUAGUGGAAAGUUUGUAAAGAGAGAUGCAUUCAUGCCUUUCUCUGCAGGACGGAGAAUGUGUGCAGGGGAAACCCUUGCCAAAAUGGAGCUUUUCUUGUUCUUUACAAGCCUCCUCCAGAGAUUCACUUUCCAGCCACCCCCUGGAAUAUCUAAAGAGGACCUGGACUUUACACCCUUGGUUGGGUUUACGACGCCUCCAGUACCUUACCUGUGCUGUGCUUUGUCACGUUCAUAACAUCCAACUCCCUGUCUUGCUUGGCCUCAGUCUUUGCUGCACUGUCUUGCCUCCUGAAGACCUUUCAGGGAAAUAGACUCAGAGAAAUCAGCUUUUAGGAUUAGAUCCAGCCACCCUUUUCACUCAGUCCUGCUCAAUUCCCCUUUUUAUUUCAUUCUUAGUCCCAUGUGACUUUAAUCCAUGCAGGUCCCCUGAUUCCCGACAUAGUCUUUUGGGUGGUCAAAGUGGAGCCCUUUUCACUAGUGGAAAAGCUGGUUGGAAUCCAGCCCAAAGACACAUACUUUAGCAUCCCAUGUACCGAUGUGCCAGAUCCUAUCAAGUCACUCUGAGACAUUGCUUAACUCGAAAUUUGGACAUCAUCAUGACUUGACACAUAGACCUUGGUUCUUGUUUUAUUUGAUGUGCAGAGUAAACCAACAAUGAUUGUAUGUACUGCUUUUCUUAUAUUCACACAUUAAUGAGGCCUUUGAAUGAACAGAACAACCAGGUUGAGCUAAACCUGCAUCUACUUACAAGCAAGAGACAACAACAGAAAACAAAUAUAUUUAAUUUUCAAUAUAGCUUCAACACCAGUUUUUGAAAGGAAAAAAAACCCCUUCAUAACGUACAAAAGCCACUAAAUUUGCUCACCUGUUCAACUAAUUCUGGAACCUGUUUGAGUGGUUAUAUUGCUUUAUACUGAUUAUAUAAAUCAAAGAUUGCAGCCCAUUGAACAAGUCAGCAAACGCAAGUUGGUGCUGGAAAUUAAGUAUACUCUUUUGUGUGUCCCCCGCCCUUUUUUUUUCUUGUUUCCAUCCAGUGUGUGUGUGUGUGUGUGUGUGUGUGUGUGAGAGAGAGAGAGAGAGAGAGAGAACUAUCUAUGAACACACAUGAGGCUGCCUUAUUACUGAGGACUGAACCUGGGACCUUCUGCAUGCUAAGCAGAUACUCUACCACUGAGCCACAACCCUUCCCCCAACUCAGAGGGUGAUAUAGGGCACAUUUCUAUCUUUUAGUGUCAUUUCUGUCUUUUAUUCAUAUUAAUGUGAUCCUUUCUACAUAUUUAUGAAGCAAAUAUGAUUUCAAUGAUCAAGCACUGUAAUACUGAAACCAAUAUCAAUAUUAGUCAUAAUAAAAAUAAUUCUGUGGUAUAAAAAUUUA